This is a messenger RNA of Labrus mixtus (cuckoo wrasse), 2976 nucleotides long. Its product is annotated as toll-like receptor 2 type-2. Gene Ontology annotation, molecular function: protein binding; transmembrane signaling receptor activity; triacyl lipopeptide binding. The coding region runs from base 1 to 2448 and encodes 815 amino acids. The transcript is spliced from 11 exons. The record is from RefSeq and is a predicted model, not a curated record. Gene Ontology annotation, biological process: toll-like receptor signaling pathway; inflammatory response; immune response. NCBI's taxonomy places the organism in Eukaryota, Metazoa, Chordata, Actinopteri, Labriformes, Labridae. Gene Ontology annotation, cellular component: membrane.
AUGGGACAGUCGGCCAACAGCUAUCUCACCCUUCUAGUCCUCCUGCUCUCCCUCGGCUGCGCUCAGAGGUCAGACACCGACAGGAAGAGGUGUGGUUACUGUGACCUGCAACUCUCCUGUGACUGCUCCUAUGGUGGAUUCAUCCACGUUCCUUUGGUACCAGAACGAGCCUUGACUCUAGAUCUUUCCUUCAAUAACAUCACGGAGGUGUGGGCUGAUGAUCUGAGCGGCCACAUGUCACUGAGGGCUCUGAGUCUUCAUGGUAACAGACUAGCUGUGAUCCAUCCGUCAGCGUUUGAUUCUCUUUGGAGCCUGGAGAAGCUCGAUCUGUCCGACAAUCGACUGACAGAUAUCAACCACAAAUGGUUCACCAAGCUAGGAGCUCUGCAGCAGCUCAACCUGCUCGACAACCCGUACAGCUGCCUGGGGUCUCCUCCGGUAUUCCAGAGCCUGGUCAGGCUGAGGAGGCUGGACUUUGGAGGUCCUGCUCUGGUGGAACUGAAGAGAGGAGAUCUGUCAGGGGUCACAGAGCUUGAGGAGCUCACUAUACACGCCAACAACCUUGAAAGGUACGAGUCUGGGGCUCUAGCAGCGAUGUGGCCACUAGGUCGUGUCACUUUGAGUCUCCAUGAACCAUUUCUAACCAACACAGCCUUAGCUUCAGCUGUGCUCGCUGAUGUAUCGUAUCCAAACACACCUCUUGUUCUGGAGGACCUCCAUCUGGUUGGGAAUGAUUCCGUGCAGUCCUUCAAAGAGACAGCCAAGAGGAGGAUCAGGAGCCUUACUCUCCGAAACCUGAACAUGUCAGAUGAUGCCGUAGUUGACUUACUAGUUGUGAUGGAUGGCGUGCCGCUAACCUUUCUUUCAAUGGAGGACCUCACACUGACAGGCGAGGGCAGGUGGGAGCGAGCCAGUUGGACAGACCAUAGAGGCAUCGACGAGUUCUUUGUACAAAACCUUUUGGUGCUGGAUGUCUUCAAGUUUGUCUCGUUGUUGCAGCACCGGUUUCUGCUGCACUACCCAAGGAAGGUGUCUGUCAUACAUUCUCAGGUAUUUGUGAUACCCUGCCUCACGGCCCGCCUGCUUGUGAACAUGCAGUACCUGGACCUGUCUAACAACCUUCUUACUGACCUAACUGUGACGGAGAUGCUAUGCAAUGGGGAUGGCACCCUCAAGGACCUGCGAGUUUUAAACAUCAGUGGAAACAGUCUGAAGUCUGUGUCCACGAUAAGCCGACUGGUAGCUAAGCUCUCCAAACUGACCCACCUUGACAUCAGCAGGAACGGAUACAGCUCCAUGCCCCAGGACUGCUCCUGGCCCCGCACCCUGCGGCACCUUAACAUCUCUGGGGCUAAACUUACAACCAUCACCAGCUGUCUCCCCACAACUCUGGAGGUGUUAGAUCUGAGCAACAAUGGUCUCAAAAGCUUCUUUCUGUUCCUACCUGCCCUGAGGGAGCUCCAUCUGUCUGGGAACAAGUUUCUGAGUCUGCCCCAAGGAUGGCAGUUCCCUAAUCUGCAAAUACUGACAAUACAGUCAAACACCCUGAACAUGUUUGGGAAUUCAGACCUGCAGUCUUACAGACGCCUCCAAAGCCUCCAGGCGGGUCAGAACAAAUUUGUCUGCUCCUGUGACUUUGUAGACUUCCUUCAGUCUGAUUUUAAAGGAGCUGGAGAUGUUCAUAUAACAGAUAGGACGGAGAGCUACAUCUGCGACUCUCCUCUGUACCUGCAGGGGGAACCAGUUGGUCAAGUCAGCCUCUCCAUUAUUGAGUGCCAUCAAGUUUUGUUUGUGUCUGUGAGCUGUGGUGUGGCGCUGUGUGUUGCCCUUCUGUUGUGUAUCCUGCUCUGGCGCCUCCAUGCGUUCUGGUACCUCAAGAUGACUUGGGCGUGGAUUAAGGCCAAGCGUAGCUCUAAAAGGCGGCGAAAAAGAGAUAGAACGGGUGCUGAAGCAUUGCUGUCGUUUGAUGCCUUUGUGUCCUACAGUGAGAGGGAUGCUAGCUGGGUGGAAAACUUCUUGGUACCUGAACUGGAGGAACCAAGAGAGAAUGCUGAAGACUCCUCAAAUCCCAGAAGCCCCCGGUCUCUGACCCUGUGCCUCCACAAGCGGGACUUUCUCCCGGGGUAUUGGAUUAUGGACAACAUCAUGAGUGCAAUGGAGCGCAGCCGGCGGACCAUCUUCAUCCUUUCUCAGAACUUUGUCGAGUCAGACUGGUGCCGCUACGAGCUGGACUUCUCCCACUUCUGGCUCUUUGAUGGGAACGCUGGCGGAGAGGCGGCCAUCUUGAUCCUGUUGGAACCACUGUCCAAGGACGACAUCCCCAAACGCUUCUGCAAACUACGUAAACUCAUGAGCUCCACCACCUACCUGGAGUGGCCUCAGGAGGAGGAGAGGAGUGGGGAGUUCUGGAAGAAUCUACGCGAGGCUUUAAGAGUGGAAGAUGACUGAGAGGAAAGAGAACAUGAUGAGGGAGAGAGGGAGCACAAGAGGUCACACGAGACAAUCAAGACGUUAAGUACGAGUGGAAAAUUAAACCAGUUACAAAACAAGAAUGAAGUGUUGUUAGGAAAAUGAAAUGGACGUUUUCCCUCUCGUGUAAAAAGUAGAGCUACGAGCAUAAAAAUAUUCUUCUAAUGCAAUCUGAUCAAUAUUUCCUUGUUUAAAUCACAGCGUUUAUAUUAAUGACCUCACGAGGAGAAACUGCAAACAGCUGGGACUAUUCUUUGUAUUCAUGGCCUCAGCUUCGCAUCAGAUUAGUGUCAUUUGUAAAUAUGGAAACUGUUUCUCUCUCACGCUGAACCAACGACGAUGACCAAUGAAAUCACAGCAGAGUAUGAAACAUUCAGCUUCUGUUUUUCUUUAUUAUUCAACACUUUACUGUGUUGUUUUGCUCCGCUUGUGUUUUUGAGUAUUUUUGUCUGAGCUCGUCGACGCUUUCUUUGAUCAAUAAAACCAAACAGCCAGUAUUUGAAAGAA